AUGCUAAUGAAAAAGAAUCAUGAUCAGGCCCUUCAGGUGCCGGCACUGUUCUCAAGUCGCCGUCGUUCCUCGCGACGAUCUGUUCGUUCAGCCUCUUCCGAAGACGUCCGAUAUACAAACAUUAAGACGCUUUUCAAGGACUUCUGCAAUAGGACUAGCUCACACGGUGUACCAUUCCUAGGCGCGUGGGUGAUGGCAGUGUGCUUUUGUGCUGCUACCCUUUCUUGUGCCAAACCUUAUUGGACGCUUUCUGAUUAUUUCCAGUAUAGGACUAUUAUCGAAAUGCAGUUGAGGUUUGAAGCUGCACCGUUUCCCGCUGCUACAGUGUGCAAUCUGAAUGCUUUCAAGUACAGCGAGCUCAUUCAAUACGAAGACAUCAAAGAAGGGUUCGAUCAUUGGGAAAGAGUCAUAAACGCCAAGGAAAUGAACGAAAUGCUACGUAAAGACGAACAGGAGAUGGAAACCGUUGAUCUUCGCCAAAAACGCACGCCGUUGAAUUUUCCAAUCGACGAACGCGAUAUCAAAGGAGCCGUCUAUCAGCCGAUAUUUGUUCGAUGUACAUGCUUGAAUAUGGAACAAUGCGUACCGAAUAGGAAUCCUCUCGAGGUGAACGCCUCAGUAUGCAUGUGUUUUGAAGACGUAACUAGAGGACUAAUAUGGCCGUGUUACCCAACGACCGCAUGGAGCGUUAAGGAAUGUCAUGAAUGCUCCAUCAUUUCAAACACGUGCUCGGAGCCCAAGGAGAACAACGUCACUAAAAAGACGCAACCUUGCCUUUGCCAGAGCAUUUCGCAUCACUGCAUGGUCCAUCCAAAG
Ostertagia ostertagi is the source of this 816-nucleotide messenger RNA. Lineage: Eukaryota; Metazoa; Nematoda; Chromadorea; Rhabditida; Trichostrongylidae. The record is from the annotation of a GenBank genome assembly.